Molecule: messenger RNA, 2078 nt
Organism: Myxozyma melibiosi
Lineage: Eukaryota; Fungi; Ascomycota; Lipomycetes; Lipomycetales; Lipomycetaceae
Exons: 2
Coding region: 240-1643 (467 amino acids)
Biological process (GO): regulation of DNA-templated transcription
Molecular function (GO): DNA-binding transcription factor activity, RNA polymerase II-specific; zinc ion binding
Source: RefSeq, a predicted model, not a curated record
UCUUCUUCUUCUUCUUCUUCUUCUUCUUCUUAUUAGCCCGCCCGGCUCUGCGCUCAUGUGCUGCGCCUGCUCCUGCUCCUGCACAUCUGCUCCCCUACUGACCGCUUCCUGCCCUCAGCCUUAUCGCCGCCGCCUCAUAUCUCCCUAUCCCCACUGAAUCUAUGCCACUGACCCUCUCCCUCUGAUCUACGCCUCUCCUCCUCCUUCUCCUUCCUCUCGGCACACAUAUAUGACAAGGCAUGGCGUCGCGGUCGUCGUCGCUGCCGCAGACCUUUCCGUUAUCGCGCCCACCGAGGAACGCUGGCGGUCUUGAUGAUUCCUCUGGAUCUGCCCAGCACCCGACUUCCUCCACCAGCACCCGGCAACGCAGCGCCAUAGCAUGUCGCUACUGUCGCAGGCGGAAGAUCCGAUGCUACGGCUUCGAGAGCAAUCUCCCUGAUCCGCGAUGCUCAAACUGUAUAAAGUUCAAUCAACAAUGCGUCUUCAUGCCUGUAUCCGCCGUCGCAGGCCUGUCUCCGGAAGAAUACAGCUCGCGUUCGAUAUCAGAUCAGCACCAUAUAUACCCCAGCUCUUCGCACACCCACGCAUCAUCAGGUGCACCCCAGUACAGAGCUGUCUCGUCGCCGCAUUCGACAUCAGAGAUCGGCCAACCUCACCAGCAAUUCGCCUCAUACCAGGUUCCCACCCCGCUUCCUUCUCACAUUCCUCAAGGAUAUCCAUCAACAACCACACCCCAAUCCUCCCAACACUAUUCCCAGCACAGCCACACUCAGCAGCCUGGAUACUCGCUUUCCGGACGAGGAUCAACCGACCCCACAAACUAUCGCCACUCCAGAGUCCGUCGGCUGUCGGUCCCGGAGGGCGCACAGUACGGUCUCGGUCUGUCGCUCCAGUCUCCGCAUUCUGCGAUGGUUAGACCUGGAAGCAGGGAUCGAAGUAUUUCAAACUCAUCUACAAACUCCAAUGCCUCUGCUGUAGCUUCUGAUGUGCCGCUAUUCCAACAGCAGCAGCAGCAGCAGCAGCAGCAACAGCCGCCAGGAGCAAGAGCAGCGCAGCUCUUCCAACAGCCGACGAUGCUAACCCAGCCUGCUCCGCCGAUGGUGAUAAGAUCAGCGCAGGCGGCGCAGGCGGCUCAGGCAGCUCAAGCAGGCUCGCCGUCGUCUGCAUACUCCCCUCUCAGCACCUACGACGCGCAAAUGAGCCCGGUCUCACCCACAGAUACGUUCCAGCACGUGUCGCCGUAUCUCGGCGCGCACGGGGUUUCUUCUAGCUACGCGUACGCGUCUGAAGGGCGGCGGCAGCUGCUGCCUGAACAUCAGCAACCCUUGAGUCAUCAUCAACAGCGGUACACGGCCGGUCCGCCGCUGUUUCAAGAAAAUCAGCUGCAGUACGGUAGAGCCGACAGCGAAAUAGGGUACCCAAGAGACCCGUCUUUACAGCACAUCCAGACGUCACUACCAGAGUUUGACCGCCACCCGCAGCAGCCGACCCUGGGUUAUGGCUACACAGCCGGAUCCCACAGCAACAGUGUUCCGCAACCGCCGAGUACGCAACCACAGUCCUCGCGGCCGAGUAUAUCGAUCAAGAACCUGCUCGACCCAUCCGGCGAGACGAUAUCCUCGCGCCCUACCUCCGACCUCUAGACCAUGUGAUAUUUUUCCUUUGAGUAUCCUCGCUAUGGUUUCGAUAAUGAUAAUUAUGAUUACGUCACGCUGCAUUGCUUUCUGUUUAUAACAACUUUAUGUAUCUCUAGUUUGUCUCUGGGUCAGGAGUAUAUGAGGGAUUAUUUUUUAUUUAUUUAUUUCCUUGUGAUCUGGUUGUAAACGGCAUUUGCUUCUCUAUCGAUGUUUACUUGUUUUGUACUUUAUUCACUUUUGGUAUAGUUAGUUAGAUAGUGGAGUUCAUGUGCAUAUUCUUUUUGGUUUAUUCAAUUUCGUUACAUUAUUCUACCUGAAUUACAGUUAAUACAAGAAUACAAAGAGAAAUAGAUAUUAAGAAGAUCUUAAACCAGAUAAACAGUUGGCGCGUGCGAGACAACAGACGAAAUACGUCGAUUAGAGUUCCGAGAUGUCCACACC